This is a messenger RNA of Nerophis lumbriciformis (worm pipefish), 720 nucleotides long. NCBI's taxonomy places the organism in Eukaryota, Metazoa, Chordata, Actinopteri, Syngnathiformes, Syngnathidae. The record is from RefSeq and is a predicted model, not a curated record.
AUGCCCGCCGAGAUGUUUAGCAUCGACAGUAUCCUGUCCGGACGGCCGCGUUGUAAGGAGCCGCUGCUGCUCCACCGGAGCGGCCAAGUCGUGCUGCCCGGGUGCUUGAAUGACUCUGUUUAUACAGACUACAAUGGAUUGUACGCUUCUACGUGCGCCCCCGCUGGUCCCGGAGUUCAGUCUAUGAACGGAGCCAGAGUCGGAUAUAAUGGUUAUUAUUAUGGACAGCUCCACGUUCAAGGUACGGGAGGGCUGCCGUGCUGUGGUGCAGUACACAGCCUCGGCCCACAGCAAUGCCCGUGCAUCAUGUCAGGCUAUGAAAGUACGGGCUCGGUGUUGGUCUCGCCAGUGCCGAACCACAUGAUGUCCUACGUCAAUAUGGGCAGUUUUUCACGGAGUGACCUGCAACUUCUCAACCAACUGCACUGCCGCAGGAAGCGAAGACACCGAACCAUCUUCACCGACGAGCAACUGGAGGCUUUGGAGGGCCUCUUCAGUGAGACCAAGUACCCCGACGUAGGCACGAGGGAACAACUAGCUCGCAAGGUCCAUCUCCGAGAGGAAAAGGUCGAGGUGUGGUUCAAAAACAGACGUGCCAAAUGGAGAAGACAGAAAAGGUCGUCGUCGGAGGAAUCAGAGAACGCUCAGAAAUUGAACAAAUCUAAUAAAACGUCCGUCGGACAAAGCAAGGAGCGCAAAAAUGAAGUUGACUCUGACUGA